Messenger RNA from Colletotrichum tamarilloi, 2568 nucleotides. RefSeq names its product FHA domain-containing protein. The record is from RefSeq and is a predicted model, not a curated record. NCBI's taxonomy places the organism in Eukaryota, Fungi, Ascomycota, Sordariomycetes, Glomerellales, Glomerellaceae. Gene Ontology annotation, biological process: mitotic G2 DNA damage checkpoint signaling; double-strand break repair via homologous recombination. The transcript is spliced from 5 exons. Gene Ontology annotation, molecular function: damaged DNA binding; protein binding. Gene Ontology annotation, cellular component: Mre11 complex. Bases 1 to 2568 code for a protein of 855 amino acids.
AUGGAACGCGUGUGGGCACACGACCUUCACCCAUCCUCUACCCCAACUCCACCCCGUCGCAUUGCGCAAUAUUCUAGGCUUCAAAGCCAGCACCCGGACCACGCGCCAGUCCGCGGCGCUUUCCUCCGUAGACAGGUCGUAAUGUGGCUAUUAGAGACUGACGGUAAUGUCUUCGAAGGGCGACGGCUUUGGCUCCGGCCAGGCAAACGAUAUCACUUCGGCCGAACGGACUCGGAACCCGGACAACUGGCCAUCUCUCAUAAGACCAUCUCGCGCAAACAUCUGACCAUCGAGGUUGACAAUGUGUCCGACGGCGAUAGCCAACAUCUCUCCCGCCGAUCGACCGUCACAAUCGAAGACUUGGGCACCAAGACCGGGACGACUGUAGACGGGCACAAAUACAAGGGCGAGAAGCAUGUUGUGGCCGCAGCUUCAGCAGAGAUUAAGAUGGGUGGCUGCCCUGACAUGUUCCGCUUGACCUGGCAACCUGUGGCGCUCACGUUCAGCUUCUCAAGCCGAGAAAUGCAGUCCGACCCCUUUUCGCGACUGCGUGUCGACCUUGAGCAGCUCGACGUGAAGUUGUUGGCGGAUUAUAACAUUCAGCAUACAACACACGUUGUCACAAAGAAGCGCAACACUUCCAAGGGAUUGCAGGCGCUGAUCAACGGAAGGUACAUCGUUGCAGACUCCUUCGUGGACGCCAUUGUCGCGGCCGCGACACCUCCAGAAGACGACGAUAUUACUGCAUCCUCUGCUUUGGAAACGGACUUUGAUGGCAACUGGCCAGAUCCAUUGAAUCAUCUGCCUCCUCGCGGUGGCGAGCCUGUCGAAAGGCCUCCAUCCGCGUAUGCGCCGGACGAGGCCCGCUUGGAAAUCUUUGAGGGGUAUACCUUUAUUUUCUACGACAAGGGACAGUUCGAUAAUCUUCUGGCGCCUAUCACCAACGGGAAGGGCAAGGCUCUAUACACAAAGGUCGAUCCAAAGUCAACAACAGUGGACGACUUCGUUCUCUACGUUAAAACGGAAGCUGGCGAGAAAGGCCUCGGUUCAUUUGACGACGGUAGCGAAGGACGAGGUGUCGUAGUUGUCCGCUUCGUACCGAACAAAGGUGACGCUGUGGAUUGGUAUGCCGACUUUUUCACUCAGGUCUCUCUCCGACUUGAUCACAGACCCAUCGAACAAAACGAGUUCCUGGAGGCCAUCCUCAUCAAAGAUGCCAGCAUAUUGCGCCGGCCUUUGGAGAUGGACCCGACGCAGGGUCCGGCAAACACAACACCGCAAGAAGAGGCGGCAAGAGUUGACUCCAACUCAAUGGAUAUAGAUCAGCCGACUACGUCACAGAAUACGCUACAAGAGUCUGCGCCCGCGCCUAAGCCUUCUGCUACCAGAAGUCGGGUGCGGAGGGCACCGACGAGACGCUUUGCUGGAUUUGACGCGGAUGAUGAUGAUGACGACGCCUUCACUCCUUCAGUGGUUGAGAGCAAAUCGGUCGAGGCCGAAGCUGAGGACGAAGGAUUGUUUGUUUCUCAAGACGCGCACGCGUCUAACGAUGUAGCCGAACCAUCACCAGAUACGAACAGACGAUCCCAAAGGAAACGCCCUGCAGCGCAGGACGAUGACAUUGAGGAUAUCAUCCCGACAGCUGCCGCAGUGAAAAGGCGAAGGAUCGCCGCCGGAGAAGAGCCUGUUCCGCGAAACGAAUCACCCGAGCCCGCGGAACCGGAGCCAAAGCCUGCCCCCAAGGUCAAGAAGGUGAAGAAGGAGAUUGACGUUCUAGACGUCGCCCGCCAGCAGAGGGAAGCGAUGGAGGCCCGCCUCAAGGCAGAGAAGGAAGAUUUAGCCAAUUUGCCUGAAGAUGUUGACUUGGAGCAAAUCCGCCGGUUGCACAUCGUCGAGGAGAUGCCUCUACGUCAGCCACCAGCCAACAGAAGUCACGAUGAAGAUGAUGAGAAUGGCAGGUGGGAUCCACGGUGGAACGGGAGGAAGAAUUUCAAGCGCUUCAAGCCGCGGGGUGAACUCACGGGGCGGCCACCUCAAAAGGUCAUCGUGACCCUGACGCAAGUCAAGCCCAAGGAAUUUGGUAUCGGAGACGAUUACUGGCUAGAGGACGACAGCCAGCGCAAGAAGAAGGGCAACGAGAGCCAGAAGAGCGGCACAGCCCAGGGCGGCACAGCCCAGGACGAGCCUGCGCCCCCGCCACCGCCACCACCUGUGUCUCGGCCUACGUCGCGACAACAGCGUGUUGUCUUGAGUGAUGACAGUGAAGAGGAUGACGACAUACCCGAUACCCAGGCUGAGCCCGCACCAGAGCCAGAGCCUGAACCUGAACCUGAACCUGAGCCGACGCCGGCGUCACGGUUGAGGAGUACGCACGCAACGACGGCUACGCAGUCACAGAACACCACGCAGAGCCAGUCGACGAGACAAACUCGCGGGAAGAGGGCCGCGCUGGAACCUGCCAAGGAGCCGCCGGCGAAGAAGCCGAGGGCCACGCGGAAAGUCAUUGAAGUUGCGGAUAGUGACGACAGCGAAGAUGAGCUGAAGUUCAAGUUUGGCCGGCGGCGUUAA